AAACAGCCACAACAGCCACAAAACACACUCAGACACACACACACACACACACACACACACACGCACCCGAACUUCCAAGCACACCCAAGUGCGCGUGCGCCGGGUUUUCACACCCCUCGACUUCGAGCUCUGCCCACCCCUGACGGGUUCUAACCCAGAGGUGGAGCGAGAACCGCGGGGCGCAGACAACGUCGCGCGCUUGCGACGCUCGCUAGCCGAGCCCCUCGAAGUUGUCCAUGCUUUCGCUCCAGGGUUACGGGUCGUUGUCGGGUGCGGCGGCGGCGGGGUCAGAACCGCAAAGGUUCCGAGGUCGUCGCGCCUCGGCGCCGGUCGUGACCGCGACGCCGAUGGUGAUCGACUUCGGGAGAUUGCUGCUGUCGGAGUCGGCGACCAAGACCACGCACAGGCGUCGGAGGACGCAGCAGGGGGAACCUCAGACGCAGUUGGAGCUCCUCCACGCAGCAGUAGCGCUCUACUCCACCUGUCUGCCGGGGCACAACCAGAGUCCUCAGGCCCUGUACAGGACCCUCUGUGCCGAGGGCGCCAGGACAGUGCUCCUCCUCAGGGACGCCUCGGAGAUCAUCCAGGAGUGGGAGAACACCAGUCGCGCUCACCAGCAAACCAGAACCAGCCCGGACUCCUCGGACGAACACGACACGGAGGCGAAACCGGUUCAAGAAAUCAACAACAACCCGGUGGAGGAGCCUCGACGCAAACCCUGGCAAAAGAUCCUGCCCUUGAAACGCGACUACGGCUCCAGUCAGGAAGACGACCUCGCGUUGCAGGGCGAGGCCGACGCGGACGACAACGCCGAGGGCGAUCCAGCCGGGGAACAACGGGCUACAGAGGACGUCCAACCGGACGACCGCGUCUGGAUCUCCUGGAGCUCCAGGAAGCAGCUUUCGACCAGCAAAGGGGACAGCCCGGAUGACGACGACGGCGGAACGGUGACGGGUGAAGAGACCAGCGGUCACGGCAGUGCGUGUUCGGCCACUACGACGCCCGUCGGGGAGGAACCGGGCGACGGACGUGGACCCAAGUCGGGAGGAGACCCCUUUUCGGACGUGUUCAGCGACGCCUCGGAGUCGGACUCCAACAGCGAGAUGGAGGAAGAGGAGGACGCGGACGAGGCCUUCUUCUCCCGGGGCCUGGGCAACUUCCUUCGGGCCGUGGGCGAGAGGCGCCGGGAUCGUGGCCGGGCCCUGGCUGCCUGGAGUCUGGCGCCCAGGCACGCCGGGCCCGAACACCGCCUGCUCGCCUGCGCCACCUUCGCGAAGAACUACAGGAUUCCGGGCACCAAAGCAGUGUUCCUGUCUCUGCUGGCCGUCCGGCGGAAGUUCCGCAAACACGGCAUCGGGACCUUUCUCCUCAAGCAACUCAAGAGUCCCGCUGUGGUGGGACCCUACGACGCUCUGGUGGUCAAGUCAUCUCCGGGGACGGCCAGUUUCUUCCUCAAGAACGGCUUCACCGACGACAUCGUGCUUAACAGUAGGUUCCGGGAACUGGACGAGUCCAACCAGGCGGGAAACAUGUUCUGCUACCUCCCUCCUUUUGACGGUCACUACCCGUCUUUCCCCGGAACACCAGAGUGGAACCGUCCUGAAGCGUUGGCAGCAAUGGAAGAGGAAGUAGAACGUUGGAAACAGAAAAGCCUGGAAUCGUACCAGUGCCAAGUGACCUGCCUCACGAGACUGCAGCAUGAGAUAUUCCGGCUCCAUGCCCUGUUGAAGAAGCAAGAAAACACUGUACAGAACCUCAGGAAAGAAAACUGCAGACUACAAUCCAAACUGUCAAGAGCCGAGAAGAAAUCCACAAGAUCACUCAUCGAAAGCCUCGAAAAGGAGGCAGCAGACUUCGAAAGACUCUGCAGCCUCAAGCUUCCCGGCCUAGAAGACAGGCGUCAGAGAGCCUUUCCAUGAUUCGACCGCUGCGUGCCCGCCGAGAACGACCGCCCAUCGACAAGCAACACCAUCACAGCACUUCAAACCUGGUUCAUCAGUGCUAGUUGAGUAAGCAUAAUACCAAUCAGGAUGCGAUCAUGUUAAAAAAGACAAGGAUGUGAGAGAGGAGACAGGGUCUUAUGUACGAGUCAUGGCGAACAGAAGAAUUUCAAACAUACGUACCAUAACUCCUUGCAAGCUUGUUACAACUGUUUCUCUUUUGAGUGCAGAGGGCAAAGAACAUGAAUAAUAUAUGCAGUUAAGAUCGCUCCAUGCAAAAUGCUGUACGCGCAAAAGAGCAAUCAGCUACGUCGCUCGGGAAGUUUAUCAUGAUGCGGAGUGCGGCACCAAUAACACGAGCAAGCGAUCGGCGAUUCCUUUUUUUCGCUUGGAAUCAAGCUAUCGAAACUACUAGUCUGGCACUUGGUACUAAGUGCCCGCUUUGGGAACCAACCAUAAGUAAAAGGAAAAAGUGCCGAUGCCAUGUUCAUGCCGAUUGUACGGCAGAGCAUACCUUAACAAACAUAUAGGUAGUGUUAAAGUUUCCCAAACAGAAGGUAACUUGCACUGCCGUGAUUUCCAACACCAUCAACCGAUAUGGAUCUUUUCCUUGUCUUGAGUUGGAUAUGGCGACCCCAAUCGCAAUAAUGAACAAAGUAAUGUUCAGUGGAGUCAUAUCAUCUGUUUUUUGCUCAUAGCCUGUUUCGAUUGGUUCGAUUAUGCGGGUUGCCAUAGGGAGGACAUCAUAUAGAUUGUGUCGUGAAACUAGCAAUUCCAUAUUCAAGCAAUCAUCUCAUUGCAACCCCAGUUCGAGCCAAGGUGCGCACCCGAACGAGAUGAGCGAAUGUACUGGCAAGCUUUCCAUGUGCAAGAGAGCUUCCUUUUAGCAUAAAUAUGCUAGGGCUUCCCGAGCGGAGCGAGAUUUGUUUGUUUCCCCAAAAGGGUUCCGAUCAGCUCUUGCCGACUACAUUACGUAGGUUGUUACUUCUGGCGUGUUGAUGCAUUCCAAACACAGCUUCCCAGAAUAAGCACUGUUGUUGAUCAACCCCCGUUGCAUCCGUUUACUGUUGCUGUUAGUGCAUUACGCUAGUUGCCAUUCGAAGGCGAAAACAGGUUGUGUCCAAGAGUACUAAUUGUUCCGAGUGCUAGGUGACAUGCACAAACCCUAGAAAGGAUCUGGGCUUUCAGCACGGCAAGCCAUGCUGAAGAAAAAAGCACGAGCGUAUACUUGUUUCAGCAUCAUAUCAAAACAGACGUUACAAGGCGAACCACGCCAUUUCAACGUUUCGAUUUCAGAACACGAAGGGAUCGUCCUUUUCCAUGCCACGCUACAUAUCUUUCACGGUUCAGCAUCUCACUGCGGCUUUUUGUUUAAUUCAGGCAAACGAAUCGAGAGUACAGAAUCAAAACUUGGAUAAGAAUGCGACAGACUAAAGUAGACCGACACUUACAGAGAGGGGUUGUCAAUGCAUGAAGGCGAAUGGAGACACGUGAUGAACGUUGAAGACGGUUUUCUCGCAGCUUGAUGUGUACUUGUCGAAUUCUAGUUUAAUAAAAUUUCUGGUGAA
Molecule: messenger RNA, 3508 nt
Organism: Ixodes scapularis (black-legged tick)
Lineage: Eukaryota; Metazoa; Arthropoda; Arachnida; Ixodida; Ixodidae
Exons: 13
Coding region: 237-1919 (560 amino acids)
Molecular function (GO): acyltransferase activity, transferring groups other than amino-acyl groups
Source: RefSeq, a predicted model, not a curated record